ACUUCCGGUGCCUGCCGGGCCCUAUAUCCGGUGUCCGCCCGCCCUCGGCUCUGCCGCCGCCGCCGCCGCGAUGCUGUCCAGGUCCCGCUGCGUGUCCCGGGCCUUCAGCCGCUCGCUUUCCGCUUUCCAGAAGGGGAACUGCCCUCUAGGGAGACGUUCCCUGCCCGGGGUCUCCUUAUGUCAGGGACCAAGUUACCCUGACAGCAGGAAGAUUGUCCUGAACAACAGUGUCUGCAAGGUUCGUUUCUUCAGAACAACAGCUGUGUGCAAGAAUGAUGUGGUUACAGUCAAAACCCCAGCGUUUGCGGAAUCGGUCACAGAGGGCGAUGUCAGGUGGGAAAAAGCUGUUGGGGACUCAGUUGCAGAAGAUGAGGUGGUUUGUGAGAUUGAAACUGACAAGACAUCCGUGCAGGUGCCAUCGCCAGCCAAUGGCGUGAUCGAAGCUCUGCUGGUUCCCGAUGGGGGGAAAGUAGAAGGAGGCACUCCUCUUUUCACACUCAGGAAAACUGGCGCUGCUCCUGCUAAGGCAAAGCCAGCUGAAGCUCCUGCUCCUGCAGCCCCAAAAGCUGAGCCCACCCCCUCAGCAGCUCCCCCGCCCCCAGCAGCAGCCAUACCCACUCAGAUGCCACCCGUGCCCUCGCCCUCACAGCCGCCUGUCAGCAAGCCGGUGUCUUCAGUAAAGCCCACUGCCGUCCCUCCCGUAGCUGACCUAGGAAUUGGCAAAGGUCUUCGCUCUGAACAUCGGGAGAAAAUGAACAGGAUGCGGCAGCGCAUUGCUCAGCGGCUCAAGGAGGCCCAGAACACCUGCGCAAUGCUGACGACCUUCAAUGAGAUCGACAUGAGUAACAUCCAGGAGAUGAGGGCACGGCACAAGGAUGGCUUCCUGAAGAAACAUAACCUCAAACUAGGCUUCAUGUCGGCCUUCGUGAAGGCCUCAGCCUAUGCCUUGCAGGAGCAGCCUGUCGUAAAUGCCGUGAUCGACGAUGCAACCAAAGAGGUGGUGUACAGGGAUUACAUCGACAUCAGUGUGGCUGUGGCCACCCCACGGGGUCUCGUGGUUCCGGUCAUCAGGAAUGUGGAAGGUAUGAAUUAUGCAGACAUUGAGCGAACCAUCAAUGAGCUGGGAGAGAAGGCCCGGAAGAAUGAACUUGCCAUCGAAGACAUGGAUGGUGGUACUUUUACCAUUAGCAACGGCGGUGUUUUUGGCUCCCUGUUUGGGACCCCCAUUAUCAAUCCUCCCCAGUCCGCCAUCCUGGGCAUGCACGGUAUCUUUGACAGGCCAGUGGCCGUGGGAGGCAAGGUGGAGGUACGGCCCAUGAUGUACGUGGCACUGACCUACGAUCACCGGCUGAUAGAUGGCAGAGAGGCAGUGACUUUCCUCCGAAAAAUCAAGGCAGCGGUGGAGGACCCCAGGGUGCUCCUGUUGGACCUCUAAGCAGAGCCCCGUAGCCCAGACACUGACCACACAGGAACUGAAACCCUCUUGUCCCCGUCCCCCAUGGUCCUGGUGGCAGCAGGCACUCGCUGCUGGCCUCAGGUAGGGAGCCAGACACUAUGUAGCAGUGGGCACGGCUCUCUUCUUGGUGUCCCAGCUGAGCUCCCUCCCUCCCUCCUCCCUUCCUCUCUUCUUCCCUGCACUCUCCCCUCCUGCCUCCUGCCCUAGGCCUUCGGGAGAGCCUCCGAUAUCCGUCAUAGUCCUGCCUUCCUUCACUCGCCCCUGCAGAAAUGAUUCGCUUCUCCCUCGAGCCAGUACACUCUAUGGAAACCA
Suncus etruscus (white-toothed pygmy shrew) is the source of this 1768-nucleotide messenger RNA. It is a transcript of the gene DLST, whose product is annotated as dihydrolipoamide S-succinyltransferase. Gene Ontology annotation, molecular function: dihydrolipoyllysine-residue succinyltransferase activity. Bases 71 to 1435 code for a protein of 454 amino acids. Gene Ontology annotation, biological process: tricarboxylic acid cycle. The transcript has 15 exons. Gene Ontology annotation, cellular component: oxoglutarate dehydrogenase complex. NCBI's taxonomy places the organism in Eukaryota, Metazoa, Chordata, Mammalia, Eulipotyphla, Soricidae. The record is from RefSeq and is a predicted model, not a curated record.